CGCUCGAUUUCUGCUGCGUCCUUCUCGCGAGGGCAUGAAAGGCGUCAGCGCGUCACUUGCUGCUGCUCGGACCUGAGCUGCGCGAGUUGCGUCGGGCUGUGAGCCGAAUCGUGAGCUAUGCACUUGUGUCGUCGUCGCCUAAGUUGUCGGUGUUGACGCCGGGGCCGGGGCGGAAUUCGGAGCAAGGAGUCGACUGGGUUCACGCGGAAUGGAUUCGAGGCUCGCAUGGUCGGAGCUGAGCGCGGCGUGGAGAUGAGCUCGGUAUCGGCAGGAUCGUCGCGAUUUUGAAAGCCCAUCCUGAAGCAAGCUAGCGGGUGGGGCAUCGGGAGUUCGUGCGCCGACGAUUUUCGGAGCUCAAGCACAUUGGGAGGGAAACUGAAGCAGUGAUUGGGGUUUUACAAUUACGCCAAGAUGAAGUCCAAAUUCGCUCGCGUUCCCGAGAAGCGGGUUCCCGGACUGCUAGUCAUGGCGGUUAUAUGCAUUGCAAUGUUUCUUGUUGCCAUUUGGGUGCUCAGUGCUCCGUCAGAUUCACCAUCAGCUUAUGUUUCUACCUCGGAGAAGGCUAACUCGAAGAGUAAGGCGGAGGACGUGUAUGACGAAGUCGCCGAGUCAGAGGAAAAAGCAGACGCGGAAGACAAAGUAGACGACGAUAAAGGAGAUGAGAAAACUCCGGAUGCUGACAGUGCCGAUGAACUCACCGAAGCCGAGAAAGCCGGGGAACCUGGCGACAACGAGGAGAAGGCAGAGGUAGAUAAGACCGAUAGUGCCGAUGUCAGUGAAGAGGACUUGCAAAGUCAGGACAAGAAGAUCGAAGACGGCAUCGAACAGCAGGAAGAGAGCGACGUGGAUACUGAAAAGGUCGAGGACGAUUCUACUGACAAAGAGGAGUCUACCACUGAGACCAAAGAUACCGACACCAUACCUACAACAGUGACAGAUGGAGAACAAUUGGAGCUCGCGGUUGAAAACAAAGAGACAGAGAAGUCUUCCCUGAUCACCCAAGCUAAGGAAUCCAAGGAGGAGAAGAUCAACGAAGUCAUUGAGAAGGCUGGAACCAUCGAUGAGAAAGCUAUUGUGGAUGAGAAGGAAGCCGUUGAGACUGACGAGACCAAGACGAACCCUGACGGUACAACUGCAGAGGAAACUGUCGAGGUGGCCGACGAUGGCAAGUCUAGUUGGAAAGUUUGCACUUGGGAAGGAGCGCAGGAUUAUAUCCCCUGCCUCGAUAACAAGAAGGCCAUUAAGAAGCUUCCAUCCACUAAGCACUUCGAGCAUCGAGAGAGGCACUGCCCAGUUGGCAAAGACUUGCCCACUUGUCUUGUCCCUCUUCCCGAGGGUUACAAGCCUCGUAUCGACUGGCCCGAAAGCAGGAAUCAGAUUUGGCAUGCCAACGUCCCACACGAUAAGCUUGUGACUUACAAGCAGGAUCAAAAUUGGGUCAAGAAGCAAGGAGAUUUACUGGUGUUCCCCGGAGGUGGGACACAAUUUAAGUUUGGGGCUCUUCAAUAUAUUGACUCCAUCCACAAGAUCUUGCCUGAUAUCACCUGGGGAAAGAGCACUCGAGUUGUUUUGGAUGUCGGUUGUGGAGUGGCUAGCUUUGGAGGCUACAUGUUCGACAGAGAUGCUCUCGUUAUGUCAUUUGCCCCCAAAGAUGAGCAUGAAGCUCAAGUCCAGAUGGCCCUAGAGCGCGGUAUUCCAGGAAUACUAUCGGUGAUGGGAACACAGAGGCUUGUUUUCCCCAGCAACGUAUUUGAUGCCGUACAUUGUGCACGUUGCAGAGUACCUUGGUAUGCUGCAGGUGGAAAGCUGCUUUUGGAACUCAAUCGGGUGCUGAGACCAGGGGGAUACUUUGUCUGGUCUGCAACCCCUGUAUAUCGCAGAAAUGACCCGGACGAAGUGCGCAUAUGGGAAGAAACUAUCAAGGUCACAGAAGCGAUGUGCUGGAAACUUGUCAUUCGAACCAAGGCAGAUCCCGAGACGCAGAUCGGGUUUGCUGUUUUCCAGAAGCCCCAAGAAAAUUCCUGCUAUGAAAAGCGUACGACGGAUGAACCUCCGAUGUGCGAAGUGGAUGAUCAACCAGAUGCCGCUUGGUAUGUUCCUAUGAAUAGCUGUCUGCAUAGAAUUCCUACCGGUGAGGGGGCCAGAGCCGCAGAGUGGCCGGUAGAGUGGCCUCUACGUGUGGAGACAACUCCCAGUUGGUUGAAGAGUGUUCCCAAGGGUAUCUACGGAAAACCUGCUGCGGAGGAGUUCGUCUCUGACUCAGAGCACUGGCGCAAUGUUAUCGAAAAUUCGUACCUCACAAAUAUUGGGAUCCGUUGGUCAGCCAUAAGGAAUGUAAUGGAUAUGAAGGCGGGCUAUGGAGGUUUUGCAGCUGCUCUCGUUUCCCAACCUGUGUGGGUUAUGAACGUGAUCCCCACUGAUGAGCCAGACACAUUGACGAUCAUAUACGACCGUGGACUUUUUGGACUUUACCACGAUUGGUGUGAAUCUUUCAGCACGUACCCGAGAACUUAUGAUCUCAUGCAUGCUGAUCACCUUUUCUCAGGACUCAAGAAGAGGUGUAAUAUCUCGGAUACCUUGAUUGAAAUGGAUAGAAUAUUGAGACCGGAAGGAUGGGCCAUCUUCCGAGAGACUGUGGAUGUGAUGAGCGAGAUUGAGGACAUUGCGAAAUCUUUGCACUGGAGCAUCCGAUACACCUACGAGGAAGGCAAAGAGCGGCUUGUUGCUGCUCAAAAGAGGAUGUGGAGACCACAAUCUUUGUAGUUUAGGCGAAUAUCCUCAUUUCCAAGCUGUAACAAACUCAUAGUUUGCACGUCGGCAGCUGUAUCCGACUAGCAAGCAUUAUUCAUGAGGCACAUACUGCUCCUCUGUUCAAUCAAGCGACAGGGUAGCACGGUAAAGUUUGGGGUCAAACCCGUGGCCGGACACAGGAUGUUGUUGUCCCAACAGUCAGUUUUCUUGAUGUCCUCUUCGUUUACAAGUAUCUCGAGCAAUGGGCAAAUUCAGAUCGAGCGAGCUGGCAGAUCGUGUAUGCUCGACAAACUAUCUGGAGUUUAUCUGAAUUGAGCAUGUUACCGGCGUCCAAGCUCGGUACAUGAGAGGUGAGAGGACCACAGCACAGCAGAGCCUUGGUCCUAAAUGUAAAGGAAUACGUAGUUGCGGAUAGACGAGGUUAGUACAAUGGAAACCUAGGUUACUUGAUUCUUCCAAACCGUCUUGUACGUUUGCUCCAGUUUAAUGCUGAAACGUACAUGCACCCACGCUGAGGCCCUUUUCCGCGAAGGCUUGAGGGUGCACGAAGACCAUCUCUUACAGUUAAGAUGAGGCGUCCUCUCGCUACCCGGAGGAGUUCCGUCGAAUCGUUGUAAUUUUACGACUUUUACGAUCUCUUCAGUACAUUUUGUGCGCUUAUUAUGCGCAGCCUUUGUUAAGUACUGGUCGACAUGUUCCACACUAUUUUUUGAAACAACGGCUUACCAAAGGGUGGAGCCUACAUAUCUAUUGCAGCCCC
This is a messenger RNA of Marchantia polymorpha subsp. ruderalis, 3511 nucleotides long. The record is from the annotation of a GenBank genome assembly. NCBI's taxonomy places the organism in Eukaryota, Viridiplantae, Streptophyta, Marchantiopsida, Marchantiales, Marchantiaceae.